This is a messenger RNA of Orycteropus afer afer, 1077 nucleotides long. It is a transcript of the gene NFKBIB, whose product is annotated as NFKB inhibitor beta. The coding region runs from base 1 to 1077 and encodes 358 amino acids. Gene Ontology annotation, cellular component: cytosol. The record is from RefSeq and is a predicted model, not a curated record. NCBI's taxonomy places the organism in Eukaryota, Metazoa, Chordata, Mammalia, Tubulidentata, Orycteropodidae. Gene Ontology annotation, biological process: signal transduction; cellular response to lipopolysaccharide. Gene Ontology annotation, molecular function: protein binding. The transcript has 6 exons.
AUGGCUGGGGUCGCUUGCUUGGGGAAGGCUUCAGAUGCGGACGAGUGGUGCGACAGCGGCCUGGGUUCGUUGGGUCCGGACGCAGCGGCCCCGGCAGGACCAGGGCUGGGCUCAGAGCUGGGUCCGGGGCUGUCGUGGGUGCCCCUCGUCUUCGGAUACGUCACUGAAGAUGGGGACACGGCAUUGCACUUGGCAGUGAUUCAUCAGCAUGAGCCCUUCCUGGAUUUCCUCCUGAGCUUUGCAGCUGGUACUGAGUACCUAGACCUACAGAAUGACCUGGGCCAGACGGCCCUGCACCUGGCAGCCAUCCUGGGGGAGGCAUCCACGGUGGAGAAGUUGUACACGGCGGGAGCUGGGUUGCUCGUGGCAGAGCGUGGGGGCCAAACAGCGCUGCACCUGGCUUGCCGCAUGGGGGCACACGCCUGUGCACACGUGCUGUUACAGCCUCGUCCCCGGCGCCCCAGGGGAGCCCCCAACACCUACCAUACCCAGGGCCCCGAUCACACCCCUGACACCGACCAUGCCCCUGUUGCCUUAUACCCUGAUCCCAGCUUGGAGAAGGAAGAGGAGGAGAGUGAGGAGAACUGGAAGCUGCAGCUAGAAGCUGAAAACUAUGAGGGCCACACCCCACUACACGUGGCUGUCAUCCACAAAGAUGCUGCGAUGGUGCAGCUGCUCUGGGAGGCUGGAGCUGACCUCAACAAGCCGGAGCCCACGUGUGGCCGGAGCCCCUUGCACUUGGCCGUGGAGGCUCAAGCGGCUGAUGUUCUGGGGCUUCUCCUGAGAGGGGGUGCAGACCCUGCUGCCCGCAUGUAUGGCGGCCGCACUCCACUGGGCAGCGCCACACUCCGGCCCAACCCCAUCCUCGCCCGCCUCCUCCGUGCCCACGGAGCCCCUGAGCCCGAGGACGAGGAUGACAGGCCUGGCCCCUGCAGGAGCAGCAGCAGUAGCAGCAGCAGCAGUGACAGUGGAGAUGAGGGCGAUGAAUAUGACGACAUCGUGGUCCACAGUGGCCGGAGCCAAGACCAGCUACCUCUAACCCCAGCCUCAAAUCCUCUUCCUGAUGACCCUGUCUAA